Fusarium sp. VM40 is the source of this 2385-nucleotide messenger RNA. NCBI's taxonomy places the organism in Eukaryota, Fungi, Ascomycota, Sordariomycetes, Hypocreales, Nectriaceae. The record is from the annotation of a GenBank genome assembly.
AUGGAGGGUGUUUCUUUGUUGCCUUCGCAACGGCAACCCGCCAUCGUGAAUCUCUUUGACAAAUGGAGACCCAAAAUCGCCAUUCGUCCCGACAAAACCCCCGAAGAAGCCUACCAAGAGACAUACCAAGUCGCCAAAGACCAGUGGAAUAGCGCUACAUUCGCUGCAACUCCUACUGGCCCCGUUGACGACCCCACCUUCAAGCAACGAUGCGACUCGGUCCUUGACUGUUUGGUAAGACUGAGGGAGCUUGUAGCACAGCACGAGGCGACGAAGGAACAACUACAACGCGAUUAUGAGAAGGGAUUUGGAGACAAAGAGCAUGAUUAUCUGCUUGAGUUGUUUGACGUUCUUGGUCGUGAUAGACUAGACGAUUUGACGAGGGAAUGGCAUGAACGGACUGGCCAACGUGUUGCCGCCUCCACGCAGACAGAGACAUCCACGAUUGACACAGCUGUUCCGCCUGGCAAUACCACGCAGCCAUGUCUUUCUGUUCAGCCAAACGCUCCCCAACAGCGAGAUACUUCAGCGCGACCUAGUACCGCCCCAGGCUCAUAUGCCACUGGCUUUACAACUGGUUCCACGAGCCAGAAUACCGCUUCACAACAGACCACUGCUCCGCAACCAAACACUCCGUCAAAUCACGCUCAGGCACAGUCUACCGAACAUACCACAGCGUCGUUCACCCCGACAAAUGGCUUGGCUCGUGGAGCGACCCAACCAUCAGCGCAAGCCUCUACCAAUGUGCCCACCCCAGACCGGUCAGAAGCCCAGCGAGAGACCCAACAAUCCAACAACUCCAACCCCAGCGGGCCCCGAUAUGAAGGUCUCUCCCAUCCGGGAAUGAGUUCACUCCCAAACGGCUUGAUCACGCCAACUUCACAGAAGAGACAAGCAAGCGCUUCUACCCCAAACGCACCUCAGUCUAAGAAGCCUAAGAAGUCUCAGAACCGGAACACACCAUGUGCACCGGGCGAUCUCAGUCAAGGUCGCACAAUCGAGUUUGAUGAGGUCUACCAGAAUGGCAAUGCAGAAGCCAAGCAUAUUAUUGUCAAAUACUUCCAAGACUGGUACAUUGUGGAGUGCAAGAAACACAGAAUGCCGUUUCUGAAACAGACUAUGAAAGCUGCUGGCAAACAUCUCUCUUCAGGCAAGCAUGGCAUGGAAAACCCAGGACAUGCUGGGACUAUCUGGGAGCUUGGAACUCAUGUGCUGAACUGCACUGAAGAGCUGGCCUUGAUGAACAACGAUGUGGCUGAGAGGCAAUCUUACGAUCAGAUUGGUCUUCCCGACAGUCGAGUAUCCUCAAUCGACACUACACCUGUCACCCAUAAUUUGUACACGAGGAGCAGCCAGGGGAUUUCCGGCAUUGACCCCAAGCCCGGCGAGGUGUACACGGCGUACUGGAAGAGUGGAAAGAAAUGGUACGCCGCGCUGAUCCUCCCCUGGGGAAGCUUUGGGCGGUUUGGCUGGAACAUGUCGCUUCAAAGCACAGAGCUUAUAAGGACGGUACCCAAGUGUUAUUUGCUCGACUCCAACAAUCCGCAAAUAACACCGGAGUGGGCUGAGGCCUACAGACCGAAUGGACCGUUGUAUACCAGGAGGGAGUAUCCUGUCAUGUACUUUGACAAACCGGUGUUUCCGGGCAAGUAUUCCAUGGCUUGGGUUGCUGCGGCCGAUUUGCAACACUAUGACCCCCAGGCGAAACACAUUCCGUUUAGAGAUGUGGUCGAUGGGUUCAUACAGGUUCAAAAAAUGUUUGUACGGAGUGACGUGGAAAUGGGACAUGCCAUCUUGACAGGGCGUGAUGAAAUGGCUGGUUCUUUACAAGCUGGUCCAUCCGAGCCAAGAGACGACCAACCGAAUGCGCAAACCGAACGCCCAGAAUCUCGCGGUAUUGGGAUGAGUUGGGAAGAGAGCAUUGUAAUCUCAGAUUGUGAAAGCGAACCCGACGACAACGCGGAUGUAGAGGAUGAACAAUACGACAAGCGUCCAAGAAAGGUCUCCGAAACGCGACAACCCGUCCUCAUCAAUAUACCAGACUAUGGCGUCACACGCAACGAAACCCCACGACAGCCUCAAGCACCUACGGACGAUGGCCCAGCACAGCAUCCUACCAACAACUCCAGUAGUACUCCUGCUACUACCUCGCAGACUCAGUUGGAACAAGCAAUUGCCCAAUACUCUCUUGCGAAAACAGAUGCCAGUGGAUGGCCGCCAUCGGUUAGCGAGAUGAUGAACACAGAGGAGGAUUUCGAUUUGUGGACACGUGCACGCCAUCCUAUUACCGGGGACCUAGUCUUCAACCCGCAAGGAACAAAAGGAAAUAUGGAUCCGGUGCAAAUGAGUUUGCACGCGAGGUUUAUGAGCCAAGUCCCUAUAUAG